CCCGGUCCUAUAACAUGGGGAGGGCUCUGGAGUUUAAAACUGUGUGAAUAUGAUAGCCCAUCUGGAGCCCUUGGUCCUGCUUAUGCAAGUGGAGAUCUCCAUGCACUAUUGAAAGUUGACAGUUCGGAGGCACUAAUCUGACAGGAGGUCGGUGUGAAAACAAAAAACACAACGUUUUUUGGACAUAACAACUGCAGCUGCUUGGGAGGCAAAAAAAAAAAGAAAGAAACUUUAAUUUCAUCUUAAAGUGGAGGACCCGCAUGAGAGAUUGAUUUUGGAGGACAAAGGCAGACAUCAGGGAGGUGAGUGGCGGGUUUACCCUCAGAGGGGGUAGAGAAAAAAAAAAACAUGACUGUAGUGUCCCAGGACCAUAAGGACGAGGCUGUGACUAUCACCCCUUUGUUACGCGAUGCUGCAGACUUGGAACCUGCGGACCAGGAGUGCAGCGAAAGGGUGAUCAUCAACAUAUCGGGCCUGCGCUUCGAGACGCAGCUGAAAACACUGUCGCGCUUCCCGGCCACGCUGCUGGGGGAUCCGCGUAAAAGGACGCGCUUCUUCGAUCCGCUGAGGAACGAGUUCUUCUUUGACAGGAACAGACCAAGCUUUGAUGCAAUCCUCUAUUAUUACCAGUCAGGUGGGAGGCUCAGGAGGCCCGCGGGUGUACCUGUAGACAUUUUCCUGGAGGAGCUCAAGUUUUAUGAACUUGGAGAGGAGGCUAUAGAGCUGUACAAGGACGAUGAAGGAUUGCCGAGGGAGGAGGAGCGGCCGCUGCCGAACAACACCUACCAGCGGCAGCUCUGGCUCCUGUUUGAGUACCCAGAGAGCUCCGGACCCGCACGCUCCAUCGCCAUUGUCUCUGUUAUGGUUAUUUUGAUAUCUAUUAUUAUAUUCUGCUUAGAGACUUUACCGGAGUUCAGAGAGUUGCCCCCAGAGCCGGAGCAGCACGCAAAUGGAAGCGCAAACAGCAAAGCGCCCAAUCCCUUCACAGAUCCCUUCUUCAUGGUGGAGACGCUUUGUAUCGUGUGGUUCUCCUUUGAGUUCACCAUGAGGUUCCUGUCUUGUCCCAGCAAAGCGGCGUUCUUUAAAAACAUCAUGAACCUGAUAGAUGUGGUGGCCAUCGCGCCCUACUUCAUCACCCUGGGCUUGGAUCUGGCGGAGCAUGAGGGCAGCAGUCAGCAGGCGGCCUCUCUGGCCAUCCUGAGGGUCAUCAGGUUGGUGCGCGUCUUCAGGAUCUUCAAGCUCUCCAGACACUCCAAAGGCCUGCAGAUCCUGGGCCAGACUCUCCACGCCAGCCUUCGGGAGCUGGGGUUGCUCAUAUUCUUCCUCCUCAUUGGAGUUAUUUUGUUCUCCAGCUCGGUUUAUUUCGCUGAAGUUGAAGACCCUGACACGGUUUUUUCCAGUAUACCUGAUGCGUUCUGGUGGGCUGUGGUGACGAUGACCACGGUGGGCUACGGAGACAUGUAUCCCUCCACUAUCGGAGGGAAAUUCGUUGGAUCCUUGUGCGCAAUCGCCGGAGUGCUGACCAUAGCUCUACCUGUUCCUGUCAUUGUGUCAAAUUUCAACUAUUUCUACCACAGAGAGAACGAGGAGGAGGAAAAUGUGCAGUACAUCCAUGUGACCUGUGGGCAGCCGGAGCACCAUCCCUCUUUUGGGGAAACGGAUUCCAUAAAAAGCGACCAGUCUCUCUCCAAAACCGAGUCCUAUCAGGAGAGCGAUGAGCUGGGAAUCCUGACUCAUCCAAACGCAACUCAGCCAGUGAAUUACGCAGGGCAGCUGACAGUUGUGUAAACAGGAAACAAGUUGUUUCUGGAAAGGGACACUAUGUGAUCUUCUGCUGCUGUAGCACAUCUGCAUCUGCUUCAAGGUUCAACAUGUUGGUAUUCAAAGGUGGUAAUUUUCAUCUCAGUUGAUUAUUUUAGCAACUGUUAUCUUUCUUCCAUCGUUCUCACCUUUUGAUCUAUAAUCUUAGAAGUAGUUGUGAGAGAAAACCUGGUAGGGCAACAGUUUCUUAAAUACUGAAACCCUUUUGUCUGUCACUAACAAGCAUGCCAUUCAAAGACACCUAAAUAUCCCUAUUCUAAUAAUCAGUUUGUUGAGUUUCUUCGCUCUCAUUGACAAAUGUUAACAAGGAAUUCAAAAGGCAUACCUGAUACAGUAUAUGUGCAAGUUCCUAUCUCCAGCAUUUAAAAGGACACCCUCGAUAGGUGACCAGUCGAUCACAAAAUGAGAAAUAUUGCAAAGAAAAGAACUGUCUUGAUAUUUU
Messenger RNA from Cyprinodon tularosa, 2263 nucleotides. RefSeq names its product shaker-related potassium channel tsha2-like. Gene Ontology annotation, molecular function: protein binding; delayed rectifier potassium channel activity. The transcript is spliced from 2 exons. NCBI's taxonomy places the organism in Eukaryota, Metazoa, Chordata, Actinopteri, Cyprinodontiformes, Cyprinodontidae. Gene Ontology annotation, cellular component: membrane; voltage-gated potassium channel complex. The coding region runs from base 349 to 1788 and encodes 479 amino acids. The record is from RefSeq and is a predicted model, not a curated record. Gene Ontology annotation, biological process: protein homooligomerization; potassium ion transmembrane transport.